CAUCUAAUCAUAUUAAGGUUCCUAUUCAAAUACUUAAUUUGGUGAGACCAAACCACACAAUCAUCUUUACAUAGGACCACGGGUUUCCUUUUUUAUUUUCUUUCUCUCUUAUCUUUUCUGGUACAAUCAGGGGACCAUAUUAAUUAAAGUAGAAAACAAACACACACGUCUGUGUUAUGAAUUAUGUGUAUCAAUUCUUCCCUCGUGUACAAUUUGUAAGGAGUCAUCAUCGCUAUUGCUCAUCAUGUAAUCAUGCUUCUACAUUUCUCUAUAUAUAGGUGUUGUGCAUACAAAUUGUGAAGGUUUGGAAUUGAUCUGAAAUAAAGAGAUGGAGGAAGAAAGUGAGAUGAAAGAAUCAAAGUUUAAGAGGAUUUGUGUUUUUUGUGGUAGUAGUCCUGGUAACAAGAGUAGCUAUAAAGAUGCUGCUAUUGAGCUUGGAAAUGAGUUGGUGUCAAGAAAUAUUGAUUUGGUUUAUGGAGGAGGCAGCAUUGGUUUGAUGGGGUUGGUUUCUCAAGCUGUUUCUGAUGGAGGUCGACAUGUGAUUGGGGUUAUUCCAAGGACAUUGAUGCCAAGAGAGAUCACUGGAGAGACAGUGGGAGAAGUGAAGGCAGUAGCAGGCAUGCAUCAAAGAAAAGCUGAGAUGGCUAAGCAUUCUGAUGCUUUUAUUGCCUUACCAGGUGGCUAUGGGACACUUGAGGAACUUCUUGAGGUCAUAACUUGGGCUCAGCUUGGCAUCCAUGAUAAACCAGUGGGGUUGUUGAAUGUAGAUGGCUACUACAAUUCUUUGUUAUCUUUCAUUGACAAAGCUGUGGAGGAAGGCUUCAUUAGCCCUAAAGCUCGUCAUAUAAUUGUAUCUGCACCAUCAACAAAAGAGCUUGUCAAAAAGAUGGAGGAAUAUUCUCCACAACAUGAAAGAGUUGCAUCUAAGCAAAGUUGGGAAACUGGGAAGCUGGAUUAGUCCUCACAUGGAGACAUCUCAAGUUGUGGUUAGAUGAUGAAGAAAGUGUGAAUUAGAAACGGUUGUUAGUUUUAUUUCCUCAAGCCAUAAUUCUUUAUUAUGUUCUAGUUUUUUUUUUUGUUAGUGUGGAUUAUGGACUACAAAACUGAUUUAAUCUAGCUGUGAUGCAUAGCUACUUUGUUAAAUGUGAAUUCUUGUUUUUCAAGGCUUAAUUUUUUUGCAAAAAAA
This is a messenger RNA of Medicago truncatula (barrel medic), 1186 nucleotides long. Its product is annotated as cytokinin riboside 5'-monophosphate phosphoribohydrolase LOG1. The coding region runs from base 329 to 958 and encodes 209 amino acids. NCBI's taxonomy places the organism in Eukaryota, Viridiplantae, Streptophyta, Magnoliopsida, Fabales, Fabaceae. Gene Ontology annotation, molecular function: hydrolase activity, hydrolyzing N-glycosyl compounds. The transcript is spliced from 7 exons. Gene Ontology annotation, biological process: cytokinin biosynthetic process. The record is from RefSeq and is a predicted model, not a curated record. Gene Ontology annotation, cellular component: nucleus; cytosol.